Molecule: messenger RNA, 267 nt
Organism: Colletotrichum paranaense
Lineage: Eukaryota; Fungi; Ascomycota; Sordariomycetes; Glomerellales; Glomerellaceae
Exons: 1
Coding region: 1-267 (88 amino acids)
Source: RefSeq, a predicted model, not a curated record
AUGCAAUUCGAAGAAGCGGAAACGCGGAAACACGGAGAUAAGGCAAUAGGAGAAGAAGAACAAGAACGAGAAGAACGAGAAGAAGAGAGCCACGCCACACACGGCAGAAGCGCUGUCAGAUGGAUGAGCCCUGGCUACCUCGACGGUCAUGUUCCAUCGCCACGGAGACUAUUCGUACGCAUACAGGGCAUCAGCAGACUACUGGCUACGAAUGCAAUUCUACAGCCAGAGUCGCUCCACCACGAGACUGCGUCGUCCACAUCGUGA